GUCAGGCUGGUGAAUGGGACUAGUCUGUGCUCAGGCAGACUGGAGGUGAAGUCCAACCAGUCUAGCCGGUGGUCCUCAGUGUGUGAAGCUGACUUUGACCAGCAGGAUGCAGAGGUGGUCUGUAGGGAGCUUGGCUGUGGGGCUCCUUCAGUCCUCCAGGGGGUGCUGUAUGGAGAAGUGGAGGAUCCAAUGUGGACCAAAGAGUUCCAGUGUGGAGGAACUGAGUCUGCUCUCCUGGACUGUAGAAGCUCAGGCUCAGAGAGAAACACCUGCUCACCUGGCAAAGCUGUUGGACUCACCUGCUCAGAGCCUGUCAGGUUGGUGGGAGGAGACAGUCGCUGUGCAGGAACACUGGAGGUGAAACAGGGAGACUGGAGACCAGUGGAUGACCGUGGCCGUUACUCUAGCUGGACCCUGAAUGAAGCAGCUGUUGCCUGCAGAGAGUUAAAUUGUGGCUCUGCUGUUUCUGUAGAACUGAGAGCGGCGUCCUCAUCCAUAUCUGUGUGGAGUAUCAGGUCUGACUGUGUUCAGUCUGGAUCUGCUCUGAGGGAGUGUGCAACAUCCGAUACCUCUUACUCCAUCCUGAAUCUCACCUGUUCAGAUCUGCUGCUUCAGCCCAACAUCUCUGGGUCCUCCUCUGUGGACGGGGUCUCCGAGGCCCAGCAGCAGGGGUUUCACGUGUUCAGGGGCUCCGCUUUCAACAUCAGCUGCUCCGUCCAGCCACAGUACCCAGGAGGCUCCUUCCAGCUCGCCUUCACCUCCUCCAGCUCAGCACUCAACUACACCAAGCCAGCUGUCAAUCACUCCGCCCACUUCCUGUUUCCUGCCGCAGAGCCCGCCCACCAAGGAAACUACCGCUGUGUUUAUCACGUCUAUGUUUUUUCUCACGACUUCUUCUCUGAGAGCCGUCCGAUCUCUCUCACCGUCGCAGAUCUAAGGCCUUUUAUCAUCAGAGCGAUCGUCCUGCCUCUGAUUCUGCUGUUGGCGAACAUUGGCCUUUACUUCUACUAUAAGGCCAAAAGGGGGCAGAGGCCGGGCAGACGGGAGAAGGCUGAGCCGGAUUAUUAUAACCUGGGUGUUCCUGCAACUGAAGGAGGGCCGACUGAAGAGGAAGGAGCUCGGGGAGCAGAUUAGCACCUCCAAGGAGCUCAUCUCACAUCCAGAUGGAUUUAUAACACACAACCCAGCAGCAGGUCAUUUUAGAUUAAUGUUCCCUUUAAAAGGUCCCACAUUGUAAAAAGUGAGAUUUUCUUUUUCUUUAAUAUUAUAAAGCAGGUUUAAGUGCUUUAUAAAUACUGUUAAACUAUCAAAACGCUC
This is a messenger RNA of Sebastes umbrosus (honeycomb rockfish), 1317 nucleotides long. RefSeq names its product scavenger receptor cysteine-rich type 1 protein M130-like. The record is from RefSeq and is a predicted model, not a curated record. The annotation marks the transcript as partial. The transcript has 5 exons. NCBI's taxonomy places the organism in Eukaryota, Metazoa, Chordata, Actinopteri, Perciformes, Sebastidae. Gene Ontology annotation, cellular component: membrane.